Molecule: messenger RNA, 2145 nt
Organism: Phragmites australis (common reed)
Lineage: Eukaryota; Viridiplantae; Streptophyta; Magnoliopsida; Poales; Poaceae
Product: protein ALP1-like
Exons: 3
Coding region: 241-1422 (393 amino acids)
Source: RefSeq, a predicted model, not a curated record
CUGCAGGACCCGACCCGCCCGUUGCCAGCCCGGAGAGGGGCGCAAGGGUUUGGUUGGUUUGCUCGCCGACGCCGCGUGCUCUCGGUCGCCGUCGGCGUGCUCGCACGCCUGCGGGUUUCUCGGCUUCCUCGUCGCUCCGUAGCCGUCCCUCUCCUUCCGGCGACGACUCGGGCGGUCCCCGCUCCAUCAGCGCCCGACGGGGAAAACCUCGAUCGGCUGGCAUCGUCAGAUUUUGAGAACAUGGAUCCUGAAGAUCUUAGUGAUUCUGAGGAAGAAGACGAUGACCUGAUGCUAUUCAUCUUGCCAGCAUUAUAUCUAGCUUCUACUGAAAUUGCGACACCAGAUCAUACAUCAAAGUUUAGUGUUGCGGAAAGGAUUUGCAAAGUGCUGGAAGAUGACCGGGGUCAAGGCUAUGAUAAACUUCGAGUGGAGCCUCAUAUUCUUCAAGAGUUUUCAAGCUAUCUUAGGUCAAAAAAUCUUUUGCGAAAUACAAGAGGUUUUUCUGUAGAAGAGCAAAUUGGCAUGUUUAUAUACAUGCUAUCACAGAAUGCCAGUUUUCAGAAAUUAAGCAACAGAUUUGAGCACAGUACAGAGACUAUCCAUAGACAUAUCAAGGCAUGCUUUGAUGCAGUCACCUCAUUGACAGAUGAAUUUGUCAAGCCUCCUUCAACCGAAGUUCAUUGGAAGAUAUCAUCUGAUCCACAUCAUGGGCCUUACUUUGAGAACUGUAUUGGGGCAAUUGAUGGAACUCAUAUCCCUGUGAGAUUAUCCGAUAGUGAGUCUGCUCCAUACCGGAACAAAGAAGAAUCCCUUUCUCAAAACAUGAUGCUUGCUUGUGAUUUUGAUUUGAAUUUUGUCUAUGUCUGUUGUGGACGGGAGGGGUCUGCAUCUGAUGCUGCAGUCCUAUAUUCUGCUAUGGAGUCUGGAUUUCAAGUCCCAGCAGGCAAGUAUUAUUUGGUUGAUGGGGGUUAUGCAAACACGCCAUCUUUUAUUGCUCCUUAUAGAGUAGUCCCUUACCAUACUGAAGAGCAAGAGCAGAGCAAUUUUCAACCAAGAAACUACAUGGAGCUUUUCAAUCUUCGUCAUGCACAGCUGCGCAACCACAUAAAGCAUGCUAUAGGCCUACUGAAGAUGCGAUUUCCGAUUUUAAAUGUUGCAACAUCUUAUCGAAAAGAAACUCAACUGAAAAUUCCAGCAGCGGCAGUGGUUUUGCAUAACAUAAUUUGGAGACAAAGAGGUGCUGAAGAGUGGUUAAGUAACCAAACAGUCCCAUUUUCAACCCGUAAAAUUGUGUCUCUACCUAGUGGCGAUGAUACAUAUGGCAAUGAUGUUGCAGCUUUGAACAGUCAAUGCACCAUGGGUGAUGCUUUAAGAGACGGUAUUGCAAAGAGGAUGUGGGCAGAUUAUGAAAGAAGCUGGUAGUUUUUCAUUUCCUGGGACCAAAUUGGAGAAGCAGCAGAAGUGUACAUUCCAGAAAUUAUGGAGAUUUGUCUGAUUUCAGAAUAGAAGAAGCUGACAUAAAAGAACAUCAAGGCAAGUAAAAGAGUGCACAAUUUCAAUGUGCUUCUGAGUUGUUAGAUGUUACUUGGUACAGAUGGUUUGUCUGAUGACAUCCAGAUCCUUGACCCUGAUGCAUUUGACGAUGUAAUAAAUCAAGAGUUCUCUUUGCUGUGAAUCAAGACUUCCAUGGUUUGCAGUUGAAGAUGAAAGUGGGCAUGCUUUGUACUAAGUUUACUUCCGCCUGUAAGUUGGCAGUUUCAUGUCCUACAUUUGUUUUGAAUGUCUAAAAGUCUGUGUAGGACUGGGAACAUUUGAUUCAGAUGUAGUUCCUGCCGUAACCACUAAAAAAUGAGGUGUAGGCAUCAGGAUGCUUUCUAUGUAUGGAAAGUGGGUUUUCUUGUGCCAUAUUUCAGGUUCGCCAUAGCUCUGAUGAACUUCGCAAAGUGAGAAUAUUCAUCAACCAAGAAGUUCAGGUUACCUGCAGUUUUUCUUUCUUUGGCUCCACCGGCUCAGAAGUUAACGUCUUUCCAUCAGAGCUAUAAUUAGAAGUUAUGUUCUGUUGAGUACCUGUCUGUGCAAAGUUCAGGUUAAUACUCCACUCUACUCAUGUCUCAUGGAUCAUUAAUCGUUACAAAGUUAUAAUUA